CUAGGAGGAUUUUCCUUCUAGUUGGUCAUUAUUUGUCGUUAGGGAUCCUUGAUACAGAUCGGGGAAUCAGUUACAUUCAUUGAUUAGUGAAUAAGGACAAUGUCGUAUAAUUAUUUUAUUACGUUCACCUGGCAUCACAUUCGUACCCCACGCACUAUGAAUGCCAUCGACCUAUUGGUCAAUGAUACGGAUUGCUUUAAUUUAUUCGGUAUUGGUUAUUAAAAGAUGAGUACAUUGGGAUACCAACUUCUGUUCAUGUGCUCCUGUGCUCGAUUCUGUACGCUCAAUCAGCUGAUUCCUCACAACGUUUACGGCCAGUCAGCUGAUCAGUCAUCAUGGACACAUGGACGGAUGAGGACUAUAUACCGGCGCCAAUCAAAUAUGAAUAUCUCGACCAUACAGCAGACGUUCAGAUCCACGCGUGGGGAGGAACGAUGCAAGAAGCCUUCGAACAAGCUGGAGUUGCAAUGUUUGGUUAUAUGACUGAGCUGGACUCAGUCGAAAUCCUCAUGACUCAUGACAUCGAAGCAGAAGGUGAUGACAUUCAGGCACUUCUCUACCAUUUCCUCGAUGAAUUGCUCUUCAUGUUCUCGGCAGAGCCUUUCUUAGUCGCUAAGAAAAUAAAAAUAACGGAAUUUGACCUAGAAAAUUUCAAACUCAAAGCAACGGCAUAUGGAGAAGAGUUUAUGCUUGGAAAACACCCCCAAGGAGCGGAAAUAAAGGCGAUAACGUAUUCGGCAAUGCAAGUUUUAGACCGACCAGAGGUCCCUCGUCCUGAAAUAUUUGUCAUCGUCGAUAUUUGAUCGGUAAUUUUCACUAGAUUAAUGUACACACAUCCAGCAUACGCUGAUGGCUCUUCUUCCAAUAUUUUUCGAGGGAAAGAGACCCUUAAGAAUGUUCCACAGCCAAAAGUCACAAUUUCUUAUUUUCCUACCAAAUUAUCAAUCGGAUUAACAUGAACAAUUCAUUAUGUAAUGAUUACUUAACGCCUUUCAUACGUUUUUUAGCUUUUUUAAUUUUUUCCAAACGUUUAAAAAAAAAACAGAAAAAUGUUCGCACCACUUUGAAACUUCGUGAGCGGUUAAAUAAUGACAAAACGCAGAAACGUUGGAUUUUUUCACGUUAAUCCCAUGGUAAAUUUGUCAAGAAACGACGAAAAGUUGAGUUUUGGCGGAAAUGUCGUAGAACAUCCUUAAAACAUCAGUAAGAGGGGUGGAAGACUCAGAACUUCACCGUUUAAACGCUUGAAGUUUCUUUUCAAAUAAAUACGUUAGGACGUCAACUAAACACCGGGCCCUACCUCUCCCUCUCCAGCCUAUUAUACAUUUAUCCCCUCUGCAAUAUCUCGAUAAUCCGGCCCACCAACUCCUCAGGGAUGUGACGACACACGACGUCACCCAAAAUAUAAAAAAAAAAAACAGGGGAGAUUGGGGCAGGACGAGUCUAAAUUCACAGUAUUAGGUUUAAAUUUUACAAAUUUUCUACCAUUUGUAGAGUAUUUUUCCACUCCAGUUCUAUUACACAAUGAACUGAUAUCGUGGACUAAAAAAAUAGGCCCAUCUGCCUCAUUCUCCCCUGGACCGUCCACAAGCUGUUGAUUGCCUAAUCCAUUUUUUCAAUGAAUUUGUCAUUCUAACAUUACAAUUGCUGGCAUUUAUUGUUCAUUCCUAUGUCAUUACCGUAAUUUACAUGACUAAUACCUGUACCAUUACUGGCAACCACCGAAAUACAAUUAGUGCCAAGGAAAUUAACAAACAAUUGUCCAGUUGCAAGUGGGAUUGUUAAUUAAAUUAUCUACUGUACCCCAGGAUUUAUUUGAAUCCUCCCAGUUGUGAAUAUUAAUUCCUGACCAGCUAUUUGUUGAUGAAAAUAAGUCCAAUAAAAUAAAGCGAUUGAUGAGAGUUGACA
This is a messenger RNA of Diachasmimorpha longicaudata, 1908 nucleotides long. It is a transcript of the gene Archease, whose product is annotated as archease. NCBI's taxonomy places the organism in Eukaryota, Metazoa, Arthropoda, Insecta, Hymenoptera, Braconidae. Gene Ontology annotation, biological process: tRNA splicing, via endonucleolytic cleavage and ligation. The transcript is spliced from 5 exons. The record is from RefSeq and is a predicted model, not a curated record. The coding region runs from base 336 to 803 and encodes 155 amino acids. Gene Ontology annotation, cellular component: tRNA-splicing ligase complex.